AUGUUGUGCUGGGGAAAUGCAUCUUUUGGACAGCUAGGUUUGGGUGGAAUUGAUGAAGAAGUUGUAUUAGAGCCCAGAAAAAGUGACUUUUUCAUAAACAAAAAAGUCCGAGAUGUAGGAUGUGGACUCAGACAUACUGUAUUUGUUCUGGACGAUGGAACAGUAUACACAUGUGGAUGCAAUGAUCUGGGACAGCUAGGUCAUGAAAAAUCCAGAAAGAAACCAGAGCAGGUUGUUGCCCUGGAUGCCCAAAAUAUUAUAGCUGUUUCAUGUGGAGAAGCUCAUACAUUAGCACUAAAUGACAAGGGCCAGGUGUAUGCUUGGGGUCUCGAUUCUGAUGGACAACUUGGCCUGCUAGGAUCAGAGGAAUGUAUCAGAGUACCCAGAAAUAUUAAAUGUUUAUCAGAUAUCCAGAUAGUACAAGUUGCUUGUGGUUAUUAUCAUUCACUUGCACUUUCUAAAGCAAGUGAAGUUUUCUCCUGGGGACAGAAUAAAUAUGGCCAGUUGGGUUUAGGCACUGACAGUAAAAAGCAAGCUUCACCACAACUGAUUAAGUCCUUGAUUGGAAUCCCUUUCAUGCAAGUUGCAGCAGGAGGAGCCCAUAGUUUUGUACUCACCCUUUCUGGAGCUAUCUUUGGAUGGGGACGCAACAAAUUUGGUCAACUAGGUCUUAAUGAUGAAAAUGAUAGGUAUGUUCCUAAUUUACUAAAGUCACUAAGAACUCAGAAAAUAGUUUAUAUUUGUUGUGGAGAAGAUCAUACUGCUGCACUAACCAAGGAAGGUGGAGUGUUUACUUUCGGAGCUGGAGGGUAUGGUCAGUUGGGUCAUAAUUCUACUAGUCAUGAAAUAAACCCAAGGAAAGUUUUUGAACUUAUGGGAAGCAUUGUCACUCAGAUUGCUUGUGGAAGGCAGCACACUUCUGCUUUUGUUCCUUCAUCAGGGCGAAUUUAUUCCUUUGGACUUGGUGGGAAUGGGCAGUUAGGAACCGGUUCAACAAGCAACAGGAAAAGUCCUUUUACUGUGAAAGGAAAUUGGUGCCCAUAUAAUGGGCAGUGUCCACCAGAUGUUGACUCGGAAGAAUCUUUCUGUGUAAAAAGAAUUUUCUCAGGUGGUGAUCAGAGCUUUUCACAUUACUCUAAUCCCCAGAAUGGUGGGCCACCAGAUGACUUUAGAUGUCCUGAUCCUUCAAAGCAGAUCUGGACUGUGAGUGAAGGUCUGAUUCAAAAAUGGCUGAGCUACCCCUCUGGAAGAUUUCCUGUGGAGAUAGCCAAUGAAAUAGAUGGAACAUUUUCUUCUUCUGGUUGCCUAAAUGGAAGUUUUUUAGCUGUUAGCAAUGAUGAUCACUAUAGAACAGGUACCAGAUUCUCAGGGGUUGAUAUGAAUGCUGCUAGGCUUUUAUUCCACAAACUUAUACAACCUGAUUAUCCUCAGAUAGCUCAGCAGGUGGCAGCUAGUUUGGAAAAGAAUCUGAUUCCUAAACUGACUAGCUCCUUGCCUGAUGUUGAAGCAUUGAGGUUUUAUCUUACUCUACCAGAAUGUCCCCUGAUGAGUGAUUCCAACAAUUUUACAACAAUAGCAAUUCCCUUUGGUACAGCUCUUGUGAACUUAGAAAAGGCACCACUGAAAGUACUUGAAAACUGGUGGUCAUUACUUGAACCUCCACUAUUCCUCAAGAUUGUAGAACUUUUUAAGGAAGUUGUGGUACAUCUUUUGAAACUCUACAAGAUUGGCAUUCCCCCUACUGAAAGAAGAAUUUUCAACAGUUUUCUUCAUACUGCAUUAAAGGUUUUAGAAAUAUUACAUAGGGUAAAUGAGAAAGCGGGGCAGAUUAUACAGUAUGAUAAAUUUUAUAUACAUGAAGUACAAGAAUUGAUAGACAUAAGGAAUGAUUAUAUCAACUGGGUUCAACAGCAGGCCUAUGGAAUGUUGGCAGAUAUCCCUGUUACAAUCUGCACAUAUCCAUUUGUAUUUGAUGCCCAAGCAAAAACUACUCUGCUACAAACAGAUGCAGUCCUACAGAUGCAGAUGGCUAUUGACCAGGCCCACAGACAGAAUGUGUCCUCUCUUUUUCUCCCAGUGAUUGAGUCUGUGAAUCCCUGCUUAAUUCUAGUGGUACGCAGAGAAAAUAUUGUAGGAGAUGCAAUGGAAGUCCUUAGGAAAACAAAGAAUAUAGACUACAAAAAACCACUCAAGGUUAUAUUUGUUGGAGAAGAUGCUGUGGAUGCAGGAGGGGUACGCAAAGAAUUUUUUUUGCUCAUCAUGAGGGAAUUACUGGAUCCUAAGUAUGGCAUGUUUAGGUAUUAUGAAGAUUCCAGACUCAUUUGGUUUUCUGAUAAGACAUUUGAAGACAGUGAUUUGUUCCAUUUGAUUGGUGUUAUCUGUGGAUUAGCUAUUUAUAAUUUUACUAUUGUGGACCUACAUUUCCCUUUGGCUUUAUAUAAGAAAUUGCUGAAAAAGAAGCCAUCCCUGGAUGAUUUGAAAGAACUAAUGCCUGAUGUUGGGAGAAGCAUGCAACAAUUACUAGAUUAUCCAGAAGAUGAUGUUGAGGAAACAUUUUGUCUUAAUUUUACGAUCACAGUUGAAAACUUUGGUGCAACAGAAGUGAAAGAGCUGGUUCUAAAUGGUGCAGACACCGCUGUUAACAAACAGAAUCGGCAGGAGUUUGUUGAUGCUUAUGUGGAUUACAUAUUCAAUAAAUCGGUGGCUUCCUUAUUUGAUGCUUUCCAUGCGGGCUUUCAUAAAGUGUGUGGAGGAAAAGUCCUUCAGCUCUUCCAGCCUAAUGAACUACAAGCAAUGGUUAUUGGAAAUACAAAUUAUGAUUGGAAGGAACUAGAAAAGAAUACAGAAUACAAAGGGGAGUAUUGGGCAGAACAUCCUACAAUAAAAAUAUUUUGGGAAGUAUUUCAUGAAUUGCCAUUGGAAAAGAAAAAACUAUUUCUGUUAUUUUUGACAGGUAGUGAUCGGAUUCCUAUUCUUGGUAUGAAGAGUCUAAAACUAGUCAUCCAGUCAACAGGAGGUGGUGAGGAGUACCUCCCAGUGUCCCAUACCUGUUUUAAUCUUCUAGACCUUCCAAAAUACACAGAAAAAGAAACUCUACGUUCUAAACUGAUUCAAGCUAUCGAUCACAAUGAAGGUUUCAGUUUAAUAUAA
Molecule: messenger RNA, 3150 nt
Organism: Pipistrellus nathusii (Nathusius's pipistrelle)
Lineage: Eukaryota; Metazoa; Chordata; Mammalia; Chiroptera; Vespertilionidae
Source: the annotation of a GenBank genome assembly